Messenger RNA from Diceros bicornis minor, 1550 nucleotides. It is a transcript of the gene IDH3B, whose product is annotated as isocitrate dehydrogenase (NAD(+)) 3 non-catalytic subunit beta. Gene Ontology annotation, molecular function: oxidoreductase activity, acting on the CH-OH group of donors, NAD or NADP as acceptor; NAD binding; magnesium ion binding. Gene Ontology annotation, cellular component: mitochondrion. The transcript is spliced from 12 exons. The coding region runs from base 34 to 1251 and encodes 405 amino acids. The record is from RefSeq and is a predicted model, not a curated record. NCBI's taxonomy places the organism in Eukaryota, Metazoa, Chordata, Mammalia, Perissodactyla, Rhinocerotidae. Gene Ontology annotation, biological process: isocitrate metabolic process; tricarboxylic acid cycle.
GCGUCACUUCCCUCGCGACCUCCUGCGGGGAACAUGGCGGCUCUCAGUGGUGUCCGCUGGCUGACCCGAGCGCUGGUUGCCGCCCCGAACCCCGGGGCAUGGAGGAGCCUCAGUGCCUCGGCCGUGGCGCACGCCGCCUCGCGGAGCCAGGCCGAGGAUGUAAGGGUGGAGGGCGCCUUUCCCGUGACUAUGCUGCCAGGAGACGGCGUGGGGCCUGAGCUGAUGCACGCUGUCAAGGAGGUGUUCAAGGCUGCCUCUGUCCCAGUGGAGUUCCAGGAGCAUCACCUAAGCGAGGUGCAGAAUAUGGCGUCUGAGGAGAAGCUGGAGCAGGUGCUGAGUUCCAUGAAAGAGAACAAGGUGGCCAUCAUUGGAAAGAUCCACACCCCGAUGGAGUAUAAGGGGGAACUAGCCUCCUAUGAUAUGCGGCUGAGGCGUAAGUUGGACUUGUUUGCCAAUGUAGUCCACGUGAAGUCACUUCCUGGGUACAAGACUCGACACAACAACCUAGAUCUGGUGAUCAUUCGAGAGCAGACAGAAGGGGAGUACAGCUCUCUGGAACAUGAGAGUGCAAGGGGCGUGAUUGAGUGCUUGAAGAUUGUCACUCGAACCAAAUCUCAGCGGAUUGCAAAGUUCGCCUUCGACUAUGCCACUAAGAAGGGGCGGAGCAAGGUCACGGCUGUCCACAAGGCCAACAUCAUGAAACUUGGGGAUGGUUUGUUCCUGCAGUGCUGUGAGGAAGUUGCUGAACUGUACCCCAAAAUCAAGUUUGAGACAAUGAUCAUAGACAACUGUUGCAUGCAGCUGGUGCAGAACCCUUACCAGUUUGAUGUGCUGGUGAUGCCCAAUCUCUAUGGGAACAUUAUCGACAAUUUGGCUGCUGGCUUGGUUGGGGGAGCUGGUGUUGUCCCUGGUGAGAGCUACAGUGCAGAGUAUGCAGUCUUUGAGACGGGCGCCCGGCACCCAUUUGCCCAGGCAGUGGGCAGGAACAUAGCCAACCCCACAGCCAUGCUGCUGUCGGCUUCCAACAUGCUUCGGCAUCUUAAUCUCGAGUAUCACUCCAACCUGAUUGCCGAUGCUGUGAAGAAGGUGAUCAAAGUUGGCAAGUUCCCAUCUGCUCUUCCCUCUUUCCUGCUCCAUCCCUUGGCUCUUUUAUGGGCCAUCUUCAUGCAGAACUUGCAGCUGUCUGUCUGGGGGAGAGGAUGGAGGAUGGAGGAGCAGAGGGCGGUAGCAAGCAGGAUGAGGCACUGGUAGUACCUUCUCCACACCUGAAAGCCCAUCCUCAUCUGCAUUCCCCUGCCCUCAUCUUUCCUCCCACCUGGUCUCUGUCUCAUUUCCUUUAAGGCAUCCUCAUCCUGUCUCUGAUCUGCAUUUCCCAUCUCACUUCAUGCUCAGCCUCCCAUCCUGCCCAGGCUGCAGCACACCUCUAAUAGUGGCUCUGGCUCUCAGAAGACAGGAGUGGAUGGGCCCAGGCUCUUCCAAACCUGGCCGCCUCCUUGCAUCUCUGCUGCGUUGCCUCUUCUUUCUGGCCUUGCCUCUCUGCUGUGUCACCC